Maudiozyma saulgeensis is the source of this 1776-nucleotide messenger RNA. The record is from the annotation of a GenBank genome assembly. Lineage: Eukaryota; Fungi; Ascomycota; Saccharomycetes; Saccharomycetales; Saccharomycetaceae.
AUGUCAUCUAGAGACGCUGACGAAUACGGUUUAAAUGAAGUCGAUGACUUUGCUGCUAAGAGAGAACAAGUUCUUUUAGAUAAUUCCUCCAUGAAGAAUAGAAGAAGAGAAAAUUCAGGUGAUGAUGAAGAAGAUGACGAAGAAGAAGUCAUGUCUAUGACCGACGAGUCUAGUGAGGAAGAAGAAGAAGAAGAACUAGAUGGUGAAAAGGCUUACAGGCAAGUCUUUGGUAGAAAGUUAGAUAUUUCUGAACCUAAUGAAGAAGAUGAGGCAACUGCAAUGUUAGAUAAUGAAAAUGCUUGGGGUACUACAAAGAAUGAAUAUUAUGGUGCAGAUGAGAUUGAAGAUGAUGAAGAUGCAAAAGAAAUUGAAAAAGAAGCUCUUCGUCAACAAAAGAAACAUCUGCAAUCACUUAAUAUGGAUGAUUAUUUAGAUGAUGAAUUAGAUGAAGAAUGGACAAAGGAUGCUAAAGCAUUCGACGUUUCAGAAUUUAAGGAUUCUAUAAAACAGACAAAUGACAAUAAUUUAUCUACAAAGGAUAUAACAUCUAUGGAUUCUGAGGCCAAAGCCGAAUAUUUAAAGACAAUGUUCCCUGAAUAUAUUCCUCUUUCUAAAGAAUUAACACGGUUAUCAGAUAUAUUGAACAUUUUGAAAUUAGAACAGAAUUCUGAAUCGAAAAAAUUAAAAUUCCUUGCAUUAUCUUCAUAUCUUGCUACCGUUACUUCAUAUUUCGGUGUCCUAUUGCAUGAAUUGAAAACAAAUGACGAUUUCGUCUCAAUGAAAGAUCAUCCUGUCAUGGAGGCUAUUUUAACAUCGAAGGAAGUCUGGAGACAAGCAGAGGAAUUACCAGAUGAUGAAGAUUUUGAUCAAACAGAGCAAAUACAAUCUGGAGAUGAAGUCAUGGAUGGAGAUGAUAUUGAAGAAUUAGAUCAUGAUAUGUUAAGUAAUAUUCCAAUUGAACAAGAUGACGUUGAAGACGAAAAUAUUUCGGGUUCCGAUGAAGAUGAGAACGAUGAAGAAAGUGAAGAUGAAGCUGAUCUAGAUGAUUUCGAGGAAUAUGUUGUCCAAUCACGUAUCUCCAAGGAUAAAAAUAAUUCAAACAAAACAAGUGAGGAAAAGGCAGAUGAUUACUUAGAAUCUGAAAUGAAUGAAGUAGAUGCUCAAGAGAAAAAGAAUCGUAGAAGGACUUUACGUUUCUAUACUUCGAAGAUUGAUCAACAAGCAAACAAAAAGGCUGAUAGAUUAGGUGGUGAUGAAGAUAUUCCAUAUAAGGAAAGAUUAUUUGAAAGACAACAAAGACUUAUGGAAGAAGCUCGUAAACGUGGUUUACAUGAUAAGAAUGGCGCCAGCCUGGAUGAUAAUGAUUAUGACUCUCAGGAAGAAGCUAUUGCCAAGUCUAUUAAUAACGAUAGCACAAUUAAUUAUUAUAAACAAAUUCAAAAAGAAAGAGAACAAAGAAAGAGUGAUCGUAAGACUGCUCAUAAAACUGCUGUAAUAGCAGCCAGGGAAGGUAAAUUAGCAGAAGCUAUUGAAGCUGUUGGAGAAAACGGUAAGCGUGCCAUUAAUUAUCAAAUUCUUAAGAAUAAGGGUCUUACACCAAAGAGAAAGAAGGAUAACAGAAACUCUCGUGUUAAGAAGAGAAAGAAGUAUGAACAAGCUAAGAAGAAACUUAAGUCUGUUCGUGCUGUAUACUCUGGUGGUCAAUCAGGUGUCUAUGAGGGUGAAAAGACUGGUAUUAAGAAGAACUUGAUAAGGUCAGUCAAAUUCAAGAACUAG